AUCAUGAUUCUAACUAGAUUAUGAAUCUUGUUUUAAACGAUGAGAUGGUGAUUACUAUCCCUAGGAUAAUUCACGUGUAAUUUUCGUUUUCGAUCUUCAACCCUCUUUCUAAUAAAAAAAUUGAAAUAUAUUUACACCGUCAACCAAUACCAAAUAUAUUUUCCAUCACUCCGCCCAACUUUCCAUAAAACAAAAAAGUUUCCACAAACAAAAAUAUUUUGAUGAUGAGAAAAAGAAAAGACAAGAAAAGUAGAAGAUGAAAAGGAAGGAGCAGAAGAAGAGGGUACUCACUCUUGCUUGAAUCCACCAUCUCCUAACCCUUUAUCGAUUUGCUUCAUCAAACAUAAAACCCAACCCUUAAUCACAUCAAAUCAACCUAACCUAACCUCUAUUACUUUCAUAGAUUACACUGAAAGCUACCAUAUACAAUAAUAUAAAAUCAAAUUAACAGAUCCAUUUCUCAUCUCAUUCUUCAAAAAUCUCACUUUUCUUCUAUUUUCUCAAACAACACACAAAACCCUUCUGAUCCGUCAUGAAAUUAUUUCUGGGUCUGUUUCUUUGUGCGUUUUCUGUGUGUUGUUCUUCUGCUACUUUUUCUAGGUCACGUCGUUCGAUCCUUCGUGAGGUUAACGAUAAAGAUCAAACUGGUGUCGAUCAUGAUUAUGCCGUUGAACUUAAUGCCACUAAUUUUGAUUCUGUUUUGAAAGAUACUCCUGCUACCUUCGCUGUUGUUGAAUUCUUUGCCCAUUGGUGCCCUGCUUGCAGGAAUUAUAAGCCUCACUAUGAAAAGGUUGCAAGGUUAUUUAAUGGAGCUGAUGCAGUGCAUCCAGGAAUCAUAUUAUUGACAAGGGUAGAUUGUGCACUAAAGAUAAAUACUAAGCUCUGUGAUAAGUUUUCUGUUGGUCAUUAUCCUAUGCUGUUUUGGGGCGCUCCUCCUAAAUUUGUAGGUGGUAGUUGGGAACCAAAACAAGAGAAAAGUGAUAUACAUGUGAUUGAUGAUGCACGGACAGCUGAUCGGUUGCUCAAUUGGAUAAACAAGCAAACGUCCAGUUCAUUUGGUCUGGAUGAUCAGAAGUUUCAAAACGAGCAACUUUCAUCUAAUGUAUCAGACCCCGAACAGAUUGCAAGAGCUAUCUAUGACGUUGAAGAGGCAACUUCUAUAGCUUUUGACAUCAUCUUAGAGCACAAGAUGAUAAAACCAGAAACGCGGGCUCCGCUUAUAAAGUUUCUUCAGCUUUUGACAGCUCAUCAUCCUUCUAGGAGAUGCCGGAAGGGCGCCGGAGAAUUACUUGUGAGCUUUGAUGACUUGUACCCAACAGAUUUUUCGUCAUCUCAGAAGCAAGAUGAUGAUAAAAGUCAAGUUACAAACUUUCAGAUUUGCGGAAAAGAGGUGCCACGUGGAUACUGGAUGUUUUGCCGUGGAAGUAAAAAUGAAACCAGAGGCUUUAGCUGUGGCUUAUGGGUUCUUCUACAUUCACUCUCUGUGAGGAUUGAGGAUGGAGAGAGUCAGUUUACAUUUAAUGCAGUAUGUGAUUUUGUUCACAACUUCUUCGUCUGUGAGGAAUGCCGACAGCAUUUUUACAAGAUGUGUUCAAGUGUUUCUAGUCCUUUCAACAAAGCCCGCGACUUUGCUCUCUGGUUAUGGAGUUCCCAUAACAAGGUAAAUGAAAGGUUGAGUAAAGAAGAAGCUUCUUUAGGUACUGGUGAUCCCAAAUUCCCAAAGACAAUUUGGCCUCCAAAGCAGCUUUGCUCUUCCUGUUACCUUGGCCAUGACCAGAAAAGCAACAAAAUUGAAUGGAACCAGGAUGAGGUCUACAAGGCUCUGAGAAAUUAUUACGGCACAACACUUGUAUCUCUGUAUAAAGAAAAGGGUAUUGUUGGAAAUGAAGGAACUGAAGGAGCUGCACUUGAAGAUUUAAUAGUCGCAUCAAAUGCAAUUGUGGUGCCUGUGGGAGCUGCUUUGGCAAUUGCUGUCGCUAGCUGUGCCUUUGGAGCACUUGCUUGCUACUGGCGUUCACAGCAAAAGAGUCGGAAGCCAAGGAGAACAUGGAAUUAGGAAUAGCAGACACAUACACAGAAAAUCAUAUGCAUAGAAGCUUUUGUAGACAUCCAAUUUGAAUUUAUUGUUAUGUUCCUUUGAGUAAAUUAUCCUUUCUUGAUAGAAUGUACAAAGUAUACAAUUGUUGAUCUUGGUGAUCAUUACUCAUUUGUGCUACUUUCUUUUGGAGGGAAAGGAGCACAUAAGGUGUAACAUUUUUGCUUUGUAAUUUUGGAUUUUAAAUUUUAUCAUCAAAGUAACUGUAUACAUUAUAAAGACGAAUUGGAUUAUUUUUCUCGUUCACUGUUUACCAAAUAGUUGAUCUA
Molecule: messenger RNA, 2364 nt
Organism: Trifolium pratense (red clover)
Lineage: Eukaryota; Viridiplantae; Streptophyta; Magnoliopsida; Fabales; Fabaceae
Product: sulfhydryl oxidase 2-like
Exons: 12
Coding region: 533-2056 (507 amino acids)
Biological process (GO): protein folding
Cellular component (GO): Golgi membrane
Molecular function (GO): protein disulfide isomerase activity; flavin-dependent sulfhydryl oxidase activity
Source: RefSeq, a predicted model, not a curated record